Molecule: messenger RNA, 623 nt
Organism: Nyctereutes procyonoides (raccoon dog)
Lineage: Eukaryota; Metazoa; Chordata; Mammalia; Carnivora; Canidae
Product: ribosomal protein 63, mitochondrial-like
Exons: 1
Coding region: 45-353 (102 amino acids)
Biological process (GO): mitochondrial translation
Cellular component (GO): mitochondrial ribosome
Molecular function (GO): structural constituent of ribosome
Source: RefSeq, a predicted model, not a curated record
GCUUGUGGAGGCUGUGGGGUGUGUUGGGGAAUGCGGUCGGUGCCAUGUUCCUGACGGCUCUGCUCCUCCGCAAUCGCAUCCCCGGCAGGCAGUGGAUCGGGAAGCACCGGCGGCCGCGGGCCGUGUCCUUCCAAGCGAAGCAGAACAUGAUCCGCCGGCUGGAGAUCGAGGCAGAGAACCAGUACUGGCUGAGCACGCCCUACCUGUCGGCGGAGCAGGAGUACGGCCACGCGGCGGAGCGCAGGGCGGCGGCCUUCGAGGCCAUCAGGGCGGCCAAAAUGGCCAAGUUCCCCCCGCACAGGUUCGUGGCGGACCAGCUCGACCAUCUAAACGUCACCAAGAAGUGGGUCUGAUCCGGAGCCACAGAUUCACAGGGCGGCCACCCACCUCCUGACCCGAUUCUGGAACCUCUGAAGAGCGCUCACUUGAUAGCUUUUGGUGCAGGCUUAGUGAACAGCAGACAUGAGUGUGUGGUCUGCAUGUGGGGUGUAUGGGGCUCCAAACUCUAUAGCCCAGGCUCUGGCGUAGUGUUUCCUUUCCAUUACCCUAAUAGGAAGAUACAGGUAUUUCCUAGGCCACAGAAGAUACAAAGUGUAUUUUGGAUGAAAGUCUCAAAAAAACAA